CAAUGUCUGUUUAGAAGUUGUGAUUAGUUUUAAUAUUGCAGACGUUUGAGGACUUAAACCUGAACAGACAUGUAUUUUCAAUGCCUUAUUCUGCUCAUGUUGGCUCAAACAUCGCUGGUUCUCCCGGCUCUUGUCGAUAGGAUUAAUGUUCAGAUCCAGCAGCCGGUCGUUUUGGGUCAUCGGCCCGUCACCGGGCGAGUUCUUCUCAAUGGAGUCCCCCUUCUUGCCACCAACCAGGAGCUCAGCAACAUUCUUCAAAGAAUGUCAGCUGAUUUACUCGCUCUUAGACUCCUCAGUGGAAACCAGUCGGCAUUGCUGGGGAACCAAAGCUACAUUUGGUCUCGUGACUGCACACUGGAGGGGUCCGAGCUGCAGAGGACAGAUCGUUUUUUCUACGACGGUGUGGUCUACCUGUCUCUGAACCACAAUGGCACUUGGACAGCUCACACUCCCCAAGCAGCGGCCCUCAAAGCGUUGUGGGAGCGAGUGGGGCGGAGCUCACUGGAGGAUGAAUGCAUGAUCCUGAUGAGGGAAUUGAAGCUUUCUGAAGAGCAGCCAGAGCCAGAGAUUCCUUCCCCGCAGUUUUUGAUCUCAAUCUUGGCACUUCUGGCCUUCACUGGGCUUGUUGGCAUCAGCUUCCUCCUCGCCACUAAACAGGGUCUGACUUUCCCUGGGGGGGUUCUUGGAUCUAUCGUACACUACCCUAAGAACAUGGCAGGGCUGAAUUCAGCGAUAAAAUCCAAUGAUUAUCAUACCUUUAUAAAUUAUUAACUUUUAUCCUGUAUCUUAAUUGCUUUAUUGUAGUCACUCAAUAAAUGUACAUACACUAUAUUGCCAAAAGUAUUUGGCCACCCAUCCAAAUGAUCAGGAUCGCACAGUCAGUUGCUACAGAGCUCCAAACUUCAUGUGACCUUCCAAUUAGCCCACGUACAGUACGCAGAGAGCUUCAUGGAAUGGGUUUCCAUGGCCGAGCAGCUGCAUCUAAGCCAUACAUCACCAAGUCCAAUGCAAAGCGUCGGAUCCAGUGGUGUAAAGCACGUCGCCACUAGACUCUAGAGCAGUGGAGAUGCGUUCUCUGGAGUGAUGAAUCACGCUUUUCCAUCUGGCAAUCUGAUGGACGAGUCUAAGUUUGGAGGUUGCCAGGAGAACGGUACAUUUCGGACUGCAUUGUGCCGAGUGUGAAAUUUGGUGUAGGAGGGACAGGCGGUAGAAAAUGGAUGGAUGGAUGGAUUUAUGGUGUGGGGUUGUUUUUCAGGAGUUGGGCUUGGCCCCUUGGUUGCAGUGAAAGGAACUUUGAAUGCUCCAGGAUACGAAAACAUUUUGGACAAUUCCAUUCUCCCAACCUUGUGAGAACAGUUUGGAGCAGGCCCCUUCCUCUUCCAACAUGACUGUGCACCAGUGCACAAAGCAAGGUACAUAAAGACAUGGAUGCCAGAGUCUGGUGUGGAUGAACUUGACUGGCCUGCACAGAGUCCUGACCUGAACCCGAUAGAACAGUGG
Molecule: messenger RNA, 1500 nt
Organism: Entelurus aequoreus (snake pipefish)
Lineage: Eukaryota; Metazoa; Chordata; Actinopteri; Syngnathiformes; Syngnathidae
Exons: 6
Coding region: 70-771 (233 amino acids)
Source: RefSeq, a predicted model, not a curated record